Molecule: messenger RNA, 6454 nt
Organism: Lutzomyia longipalpis
Lineage: Eukaryota; Metazoa; Arthropoda; Insecta; Diptera; Psychodidae
Product: serine/threonine-protein phosphatase 2B catalytic subunit 3-like
Exons: 11
Coding region: 692-2248 (518 amino acids)
Biological process (GO): calcineurin-mediated signaling
Cellular component (GO): calcineurin complex; cytoplasm
Molecular function (GO): calmodulin-dependent protein phosphatase activity; calmodulin binding
Source: RefSeq, a predicted model, not a curated record
AGGGGCACUCGGUCACCCUCGAUGCUAGCGCCACUCCACCUGUUCGAUGCCCAAAAAUGCAAAAACCCGCAGAUAGAGGGCCAUAAAUCGAUACGCGAUAGAAUUUUUGUUGAAAAUAUAUAGCAUCCCUCUCAAUCAGAACAGGCGUAUUUAUUUGCAAACAAAUAAGGUGUAGGUGCUCUUGUGGUGUGUAGUAAACAUUCCCCCAUUUGAUUUAUGAAGUGGAAAUUUGUGGAAUCCACUGUGUCCCAGGGUGACCCCGAACAUACUAUUUUAUAGUCCAUGAAAAAAUUUUUAAGUGCCAUAUAAAAUUUAAAAAAAAAAUCAUAGAUUUUCUAAAAGAAAAAUCUAGUGAGAAAAAAAAACCCGUAGAAAAUCUAUUUAAGGCCCAAACUCUACUUUAAUUGAUCUACCCCACGUAAAAUUAUAUAUAUUUGCGGGGAGAGAGAGAGAGAGAAAAAAAAAUAAUUUAAAGAAAAAAGUGUUGAUAUGUAUACUACUGUGCACCUGUCUUAAAGAGAGAUACACAGUUAACCAUAAUCACAAGUGAACUAAUAAUUAUCAUUUUCAAUAGUUUACAAUAUGCUCCACCUUUUUGGUGUUAGAAAGUGCAAAGUUUAAAGGUGGUGAUUGAGAGACUUGUUCAUUGUGUAGACAUUCGAACGUUCUUGGCCAUUUGCACACAAGAGCCAUGUCAGCCAAUAGUCAGACACAGCAACCGGCUGCGCCGCCACCAAAAACAACUACACAAACUAAGACGUCAACUACAGAUCGAGUGAUCGACACCGUGCUCUUCCCGCCGAGCCACAAGUUAACAAUUGCCGAGGUGUUUGAUUCACGCACCGGAAAACCACUUCCGGAUGUUCUCAAGCAGCAUUUUAUCCUUGAGGGGCGGAUCGAAGAAUCAGCAGCUUUGCGGAUUAUCCAAGAAGGCGCUGAUCUACUCAAGGCAGAGAAGACUAUGAUCGACAUCGAGGCACCGGUCACAGUUUGCGGCGAUAUCCAUGGUCAAUUUUAUGAUCUUAUGAAGCUAUUCGAAGUGGGUGGUCCACCAUCAACAACCAAGUAUCUCUUCCUCGGUGACUAUGUUGAUCGUGGCUAUUUCAGCAUAGAGUGCGUCCUGUAUUUGUGGGCGCUAAAGCGGUGCUUCUGCAAUUCCCUCUUUUUGUUGCGUGGUAACCACGAGUGCCGUCAUCUAACUGAGUACUUUACCUUCAAACAAGAGUGCAAAAUUAAAUACUCGGAGCGAGUUUAUGAUGCCUGCAUGGAAGCAUUCGACUGCCUGCCGCUGGCGGCUCUCAUGAAUCAGCAAUUCCUCUGUGUCCAUGGUGGUCUUUCGCCCGAAAUACACGACCUUGAUGAUAUCCGAAAGCUCGAUAGGUUCAAGGAACCACCAGCUUUUGGGCCAAUGUGUGACCUCCUAUGGUCAGAUCCACUUGAGGAUUUUGGCAAUGAGAAAAGUUGCGAAUUCUAUUCACACAACUCCGUCCGGGGUUGCUCUUACUUCUACAGCUAUGCCGCAUGUUGCGACUUUCUGCAGAACAACAACCUCCUAUCCAUCAUACGGGCUCACGAAGCUCAAGAUGCUGGAUACCGGAUGUAUAGAAAGAGCCAAACGACUGGCUUUCCAUCACUCAUUACUAUCUUCUCGGCCCCCAACUACCUGGAUGUGUACAACAACAAGGCGGCUGUACUCAAAUAUGAGAACAACGUCAUGAACAUCAGACAGUUCAAUUGCUCACCCCAUCCUUACUGGCUUCCCAACUUUAUGGAUGUGUUCACUUGGUCUCUACCCUUUGUGGGUGAAAAGGUAACUGAGAUGCUAGUCAACGUUCUCAAUAUCUGUUCGGAUGAUGAACUAAUGUCAGAUGGUGAUGAUGCCCUCGAAGAAGCCGAUGCAAAUCUUCGAAAGGAGGUCAUUCGCAACAAAAUUCGCGCCAUUGGGAAGAUGGCACGUGUUUUCUCUGUGCUGAGAGAGGAAUCUGAAUCCGUACUACAGCUCAAGGGUCUUACCCCUACAGGAGCUCUUCCCCUGGGUGCUCUUUCUGGUGGAAAGACAUCCCUAAAGAAUGCUCUGCAGGGAUUCUCACCUAAUCACAAGAUAACAUCAUUUGCCGAAGCAAAGGGCUUGGAUGCCAUUAAUGAGCGUAUGCCCCCACGGAAGGAUGUACCACCAACACCGAGUCCAAGUGAGGAAGUCAAGCCACCGGUGAUUGAAAGCAACAAGAAUAGUCAUGGAACAUCGUGAACAGUCUAUGUGGGUUUGCUCCUUCUCUCCACCUCGAUUGCUUCCUUCGGCCAUUCGCCCUUAAACAAAACAAAAAAAAAAUCACAUUUUCGCGCAUUAAAACAAAAUAAGAACACCGUCUUUCAUCUGCGAUCCCUUUUUGUGGUUUCCCAUUUUUUUUUAAAUGUGGGUUUGACCAUCGUCUAUUAAUUGGUAUUUUCUACUCUUGGGAAAGCAAUAAUUAGUUGUUAUACAUACACUCUUAUCAAAAAAAAAUAAAUAAAUAAAAAGAAAAAUGGGAGGGAUGCAACUAUAUAAUGUACUUACAUAUGCAUGUCUUUCGGGUUAAAGAAAAAAAAAAAAGUAAAAAGGUUUAUAAUUCAAACAAAUACACAAUGUCAGCUUACAGCCCAUAAAACAUUAUGCUCUUUAUCUCGAAAUUCAAUCUCCAAUGCACCAAUUAUUUUAUAGUUUUUCUUUUAAUCGUUCAAAUGGAAAAUAAAAAAAAAAGAAAUACACAGUCUGUUCUAAGAAAAAAGAAUGUUUUUUGACCAGAAAAAAUCAAUAUUUUUUUGAGUUUUUAUCAUUCAAAUUAUUACUUGAGGACAUCAAAAUGAGUAAAGUCCUUUUUUUGCGAGAGUUUUAUUAAUUUAUGCAGUAUGUAAGGUGUACUGCAAGGUAUUGUAGUAUAAUGUAUACAACGUGAUGGGGGUUGUAGGUUGAGAUCUAUACUUAUUAGGGGGCGGGGGGGAGGGGGUUAAACAACAGGGCUUAUAGAAAAGAAGAUGGAGUGCUCGUGAUAAUUUUAAUGGGAUGAACACAAAAAGACAAUGACAUCUUUUCAUGAUAAUGUUGACCAUAGAAAUUAAGUCCGUCACACCUUAUUUCAAACCACGACAACAGCAUAAAUGAUGGGAAGGUCCUAAGAAAGGUUUAAUUGUACCACAUUCACACACAAGUAAAAAAAUUAAAUAAAUAAUUAAAAUUACACUACCCUGUAAAAGUUUCCGAAAAAACUAAAAGUGGUUAAGUUUUAGGGUAAAUUUCAAAGAGCUAUACUUUUUGUUGGAUAUAGAUUAUAGUCCAUUGAAAUUUACCUUUAAAACUACACAAUUUGUUGCUUGUCUGGAAACUUUUUGUGGGGUUUUGUUAAUGGGAGGGGGGAGAGGAAGUAAUGUGAUGAUGGAGAUAUCGGGAUAUAUACAUAUGUAUGUAUAUGUGGGGAGGGCGGGGUUUGGUAUAUAUUUGAGGACACUUAGGCUAUUACUUAUCAACUGGUAGCUCAUAAAUAAAGAGAAAAAUAAAUAAAAUGAAGGUAAUGUGUAUAAUAUUUAAGAAAAACACACCAAUAUUGUAUUUGUUAAAUGUGUCUCGAAUUCGACGGCACUCUUGCAAAUUGCAACAAAAAAGCGUCUUAACUGAGAAAUCUCUUCUGAAAAAAAAAAUAUAUAUAUAUAUAUAUUUGUUUUCCUAUAAUAUAUUUAAAAAAAAAGUAAGAAAGAAAUGAUAAGAAAAAAAAUGAAACUAUCUAGGAAGUUAAUUUUCCUCUGGAAGAUUAAAUAAUUUAAAAAAAAAACCCAAAUUCUCAUUUCUCAACAUUAAAUUUCACUGUAACACUCUCUGUAUAUAAUAACAUUUAGCAUGAGAUGGAUGGGUGAGGAGGAGGGAGAGAACUUUCACGUGGGGCGGGGUUUGGGAGGGGAGGGAUUAAUGAAAUAGUUUAAUCCUAAUAAAAAAAAACUUAAGAUGGUGAGAAAAAAAUUUAAGGAUUUAUCAUUGCACUGGAUCUGCAGGAGUUGCGAUAAAACUACAUACAUUGAUAUAAUAUACAACAUAUAUUUUCCUUAAUCUUAAAAGCAAAAAUGAAAGUAAAAAAAAUUGAGGAAAAUUACAAGUAAAAACUGAUAAAAUAUAUUUAAAAAAAAUUAUUAUUAGAUAUACUAUUAUUAAAAACAAAAAGAUUUAAAAAUAUAUAUUACCCAAAUAAGAAAAAAAAGAACAUUUGAAACUUCUCCGUUGUACAGAUAAAAAAAAUAAAAUAAAAAUAUAUACCUACCAUUCUCUAGAGAGAUAUUGUGAAGAGAAUACCUAUUUAAAAACUAAAAAAAAGUAAAAAAAAAAAGAAAGUUAAUGAAAAUUCUAUAUAAUUAAUCUGCAUUGCAAGGUGAGAUACAAUGAUGAUGAAAUUUUUACUAUUUAUGCAAAAAGGACAAAAGCAACAAAAAAUGUUAAAUUAAAAAAAAUCUUUAGGCGAGAAGUUUUUUGACAAAAAAUGUGACGACAGUUUUUAAUUAAAAAAACACACAAAAAAAUUUACCGGCCCACCUUAUUCCCUUUCGCUAUGCACUCUUCUUUAAUAAAUAUUGGUAGUAAAGUAAGGAUAUAUUAAAUGAGAAAAAAAAAUUAUAUAAUAAUUACAUUUACAGAGUGGUGGCACUUUUUUUUCUCUUUAAAUGUUUACCUAUCUCUAUCUAAGAGAAUAUUUUAUUCUUUAAAUUUAUUCGAAAUAUCUUUUUUUUAUUAACAUCGUCUUGUAGUACUAAUAUUUGAUAUAAUUAAUUACAAAAAAAAUUUCAAAAGACCUGCAAGGAUUGUAUUUAACAAUUAAAUUGAUUUAACUUCAACUAUAUGAAGCCGCGCAAGAAAGGCUACCACUCUGUGUAUCGUACAAUCGCAAAAUGGUUUUUAGGUAGUCAAUCUCUAAAUUGUACAUUUAAUAAAAAAUAAAAAAAAUGAAAGUUUUAAAAAUUUAGUAGAGAUUAAAACAACCUUAAUAUUAAUUAAAAUUGAUCAUUUUUUUCUUUUUCAACUAUAUGCAAUUAGAUCAAUGUGCUAUAAGUAAGAAUUUGCAAUUAUGCAAAAAAAAUCCAAUUUAUUAAGUUUAUGUUACGUUAAAUGUUUAUGUUUAUGUUAAAACGUUUCAGGAAGAAAAAUAAAAUAAAAAAAGAUAAAAAUGAUCAAUUUUCAAUUAAAACGUGUUGAUUCUAUUAAAAAUCUUUUUUUUUUCCUUAUAAUUUAAAAGGUAUUGUAAGAUUGCCAUUCUAUAAAAGAAAAAUAAAAGAUUUGUAGUUCCAGAAAAUAGACAGAAUAAUCUUUAAUAAUAAUUAUCUUAUAACUGAUGAAUUGUAAGAAAAGAAAAGGAAAAUAUUUUUAAUAGAAUCGCCCUCUUUAUUGAGGAUUGUUUUGAUCUCCUAAGAGGAAAUCACUGACAAAAAAAAAGAAUAAAAUAUAUAAAAUAUUUAAGUGUGGAUCUUCAAAAUGUCAAUGUCACUGAGAAAGGAGUUGCGGUUUUUUCUUUCCUUUUUUUUAUAUUAAUAAUAAAUUUUAUCUUCUAAAAAAAGGAAUUUAAGAAAAAUUAAAAGAAUAAAUGAAAUGAAUAUUUGCGACGAUAUUGCGUGAAAUACAAAAAGAAAAAAAAAAAAACAAAAUGAGAGUUAUCUUCUUAAAAAAAAAUAACACAGAUUCUAGGAGAAAUGGUGAGAAAUAUGACAAAACUAUAGUAAGAAAAAAAAAUGAAGAAAAAAAUCUAAUAGUUCUUAAUAGUUCUUUAAAAAAAAAAGCAAGAUAAAAAAUGAGAAUAUUUCAUUAAAACUAAUAAGAGAAAAAAAUGGAAAAUUAUGUAAAACUUUCUUCUAUCCCGGGAUAUUGAGACUAUUCACAUAUCCACAAAUCACUAAAAAUGCAUUCUUAUUAUAUAAAAAAAAAACAUAAAAUAAUACAAAAAAAAAACUUAACAGAAAAGUCAGAUUCUAUACAAAAAAAUGUAAUACUACAACACAACAAAAAAAAUUAUUACCUUCGAUUGAAUACUGAAAUGAGAAUUUAUUUAUGAGAAAAAAAUAAAUAAUGUUUAAAGAUAAUUAAAAAUAAAUAAAAUAGGGAAUGGAUAAAACAUUGUAAUUACAUAACAGACAAAAGCCAUAUGGGAUUUAAGUGUAUUACCCAAUUGCCUCUGGCUAGGAUCCACUUAACGGUGGGGAUGAGUCCUACACACAGGUAUAAAAAAAUGGCGGCAAUGGGUAAGAGCUUAAUGAAAAGAAAGAAAAACAACACAAUUGCGAAAGGGAAAGACAGCAAAAUUGUGAAGAAAUGUGAGAUGAAGAGUUUUAUGGCAAUUUUUUCUAGUCGCUUUACAAUUUAAUUAUUUAAUUAUAUUUAUUAUAUGAUUGACAUAUUGAAUGAUAUGAAAUAUACGUUUUAUUUACUUAAAAUACUACCAAAAAAUUA